UGAUCCUAGAAGCUUCAUAAACUUGUUUUGUCUACCGAAGAACUCGGACGUACUCCAGCGAAAAUAGUUUCUGCGCUCGGUACAAGAGUGUGUUAAACCGAUUCCCACCAUCAAGAUGACUGCGGCAGAUGCGGCUCGCGAAAAGGCACUGGAAGACUAUCGGAAAAAGUUGCUGGAACACAAAGAAGUUGAGUGUCGUCUGAAGGAAAUAAGAGAAUCUCUAAAGGAGCUUACCAAACAAUUCGAUAAGUCGGAGAAUGAUUUGAAGGCGUUGCAGAGCGUUGGCCAGAUUGUGGGCGAAGUUCUCAAGCAACUUACGGAAGACAAAUUCAUCGUUAAGGCAACCAAUGGCCCCCGAUACGUGGUCGGCUGUCGUCGGCAACUGGACAAAACGAAGCUGAAGUCUGGCACUCGAGUUGCGCUGGAUAUGACGACACUGACAAUUAUGCGCUACCUGCCCCGUGAGGUGGACCCACUCGUCUACAACAUGUCGCACGAAGACCCGGGUGAGGUCACGUACUCGGCCAUCGGUGGCCUGUCGGAGCAAAUUCGCGAGCUGCGUGAGGUGAUCGAGUUGCCGCUUCUGAAUCCGGAACUUUUCCUUCGCGUCGGCAUAACGCCACCGAAGGGCUGUCUGUUGUACGGUCCUCCCGGCACGGGAAAGACUCUUCUGGCGCGUGCCGUCGCAUCCCAGCUGGACGCUAACUUCCUGAAGGUCGUUUCAUCGGCUAUCGUCGACAAGUACAUCGGUGAGUCGGCCCGACUGAUCCGUGAGAUGUUCAACUAUGCUCGCGACCAUCAGCCGUGUAUUAUUUUCAUGGAUGAAAUCGAUGCCAUCGGAGGGCGUCGUUUCUCCGAGGGUACGUCGGCUGAUCGUGAAAUCCAGCGAACGCUCAUGGAACUGCUCAAUCAGAUGGACGGAUUCGACUCGCUGGGACAGGUUAAGAUGAUUAUGGCCACCAAUCGACCCGAUACGCUCGACCCCGCCCUACUGCGCCCGGGACGUUUGGAUCGAAAGAUCGAAAUCCCGCUGCCCAACGAGCAGGCACGGCUGGAAAUUUUGAAAAUUCACGCCGCCCCGAUAGCGAAACAUGGUGAUAUCGAUUACGAGGCGGUAGUGAAGCUGUCGGACAAUUUUAACGGUGCCGAUUUGCGCAACGUGUGUACCGAGGCGGGACUGUUUGCGAUUCGUGCCGAGCGAGAAUAUGUCAUUCAGGAAGAUUUUAUGAAGGCCGUCCGGAAGGUAGCUGACAACAAGAGACUGGAAAGUAAGCUGGACUACAAGCCAGUCUAACCAGGCAUGAUGUACCGUGGGCCUUCUUCGGUUAGCGCCACUUUCUUCGCUUAUGUUUUGGUACCAUUAAAAUCAUCUAAGACGCGUAAUAAAAAUAUCUAAACAUGUA
Molecule: messenger RNA, 1403 nt
Organism: Anopheles coustani
Lineage: Eukaryota; Metazoa; Arthropoda; Insecta; Diptera; Culicidae
Gene: Rpt4
Product: 26S proteasome regulatory subunit 10B
Exons: 3
Coding region: 116-1294 (392 amino acids)
Biological process (GO): positive regulation of RNA polymerase II transcription preinitiation complex assembly
Cellular component (GO): cytosolic proteasome complex; proteasome regulatory particle, base subcomplex
Molecular function (GO): proteasome-activating activity; ATP hydrolysis activity; ATP binding
Source: RefSeq, a predicted model, not a curated record